CAAUACAGCGAUGCUGAACUGGUGCUGAUUGGUGCUGCCAUGGCUGUUCUUGUUCUGGCCAUAGUUUUUGGUAAUGUGAUGGUCAUCACAGCCAUCCUGCGGUUCCAGCGGCUCCAAACAAUCACCAACCUCUUCAUCGCUUCCCUGGCUGUUGCUGACCUCAUCAUGGGUGUGGUUGUGGUUCCAUUUAGCUCCAGUAACAUCCUGCUAAAUUCUUGGAAGUUUGGGAAUUAUAUGUGCAACUUCUGGACUGCAACUGACAUUCUGUGUGUGACGGCCAGCAUAGAAACGCUGUGUGUGAUUGCUAUGGACCGCUACCUAGCUAUCACGUUGCCGCUCCGCUACCCAACACUACUCACCAGGGGUCGGGCAAUCGUAGUGGUGCUUGCCGUUUGGACAGUGGCCUCCCUCAUCUCCUUCCUGCCCAUUUUUCUGGAAGUGUGGGUGAAGAACGAAACACAGGCCUUAAAGUGCUUGGCCGAUGAGAACUGCUGUGAAUUUCACACCAAACCAGAGUACGCAGUGUCUUCUUCAAUUGUGUCUUUCUACCUGCCACUGGUGGUGAUGAUUUUCCUCUACAGUCGUGUAUUCCAGGAGGCUCAGAAACAGCUGGAAAAGAUCAGGGGCAGGGAGAGACACCUAUACAAUCUGCACAACUCCGCACAGCGAACUUAUCCAGACGACAGCCCUGCACUGAAUAAACACAGGGCACGAACAGAUGCGGAAGAACCUGCAGGGGAGGACAGUUUAAACAUGCAGCAAACAGACGAUAAAGAGAAGGAUGGAGAAAGUAAAACAAGAACAGAAAAAGGGGAAGGAAAGCAUUCUGCUACAAAGCGUCUUAAGUUCUGUCUUAAAGAGCAAAAGGCUGUGAAAACUCUAGGGAUCAUCAUGGGUACUUUCACAUUUUGUUGGCUGCCCUUUUUCAUCCUCAACAUCAUCAUAUCUUUAGUUGAUCUUGGUGACAUUACAAAGGUAUUUCAACUCCUCAACUGGAUCGGGUACUCCAAUUCAGCCUUCAACCCAUUCAUCUACUGCCGCAGCCCUGAUUUCAGACACGCCAUCCAGGAGAUACUCCAUUUAAGGGGUAAGGGAGGACCCUUGAGAAGGAGGGCAGCAUGUGGAUGGUGCAGUGUGAAAAAUCACUUUUCCAAGUCCCUGCGUAGACAGAAUGGGAAUGCGGAUGUGGACAGUGCCAGAGGGCUGGACAACCAGCAAACAUCAAGACGGAAAGACACUCAGGAUAGCUCAGUUCACGACAGCUCACUAACUCUUGCGCUGCCGACAACUAGUUCUGAGCAAGUUCUAGAUGUGGCUCCAGGUUCGCUCUCCAGCUGGCAGACCAAGAGCUCCGAUAGUACGAACUGUAAGGAAAAUCGUACUUCGAUUGUUUGACCAAAUACUGUAUGAAAAAGACAUCAGAGCUUGAACUGAGAGCACAUCAACAACUAAUUUGUUUAGGUCAUCAACUCAAAAGUCUUGGUCGUUGCUAAUUUAUGAGGCUGCAGAGAUGAUAUUUAAUCAGUGUUACUGUGGGGUUUUUAUUGUUUUUAAUCUGUGUUUUCUGAUUACCAC
Nematolebias whitei (Rio pearlfish) is the source of this 1575-nucleotide messenger RNA. RefSeq names its product beta-2 adrenergic receptor. Gene Ontology annotation, molecular function: beta2-adrenergic receptor activity; norepinephrine binding. The record is from RefSeq and is a predicted model, not a curated record. NCBI's taxonomy places the organism in Eukaryota, Metazoa, Chordata, Actinopteri, Cyprinodontiformes, Rivulidae. The annotation marks the transcript as partial. Gene Ontology annotation, cellular component: membrane. Gene Ontology annotation, biological process: norepinephrine-epinephrine-mediated vasodilation involved in regulation of systemic arterial blood pressure; negative regulation of smooth muscle contraction; adenylate cyclase-activating adrenergic receptor signaling pathway. The transcript has 3 exons.